Molecule: messenger RNA, 5939 nt
Organism: Platichthys flesus (European flounder)
Lineage: Eukaryota; Metazoa; Chordata; Actinopteri; Pleuronectiformes; Pleuronectidae
Gene: pnpla6
Product: patatin-like phospholipase domain containing 6
Exons: 37
Coding region: 110-4249 (1379 amino acids)
Biological process (GO): phosphatidylcholine metabolic process
Cellular component (GO): endoplasmic reticulum
Molecular function (GO): phosphatidylcholine lysophospholipase A1 activity
Source: RefSeq, a predicted model, not a curated record
CCCUGACAGAUGAAUUCCGUUGUAUGUUAUUUGACAGUCGCUGACGAUCGACGAGUCCAUCAGCUCAGUGGCCGUUGAUGGACCAUCCCUAUGAAGAAACAGGGUCACAAUGGGACAGAGUACCUCAGAACAAGAGGUCCAAGGCCACACCCCCGAGGUCGGGUUUAAUGACAUCAAGCCAUUGGUGGAGGAGGAACUACAGACGAGCAUGAUGAUGGGGAUGGUGAUUGGUGCAGGCAUCGCCAUCGUUCUCAUCGCCAUCCUCAUCUUCUUCAUCCUGCGGAGGAUCCAGAUUCGGAAUCGAGAAGCUCAGGAGGCUCCAAAAUACCGGUUCCGCAAGAGGGACAAAGUCAUGUUCUAUGGACGAAAGAUGCUGCGUAAAGUCUCCCAGUCUACCUCUUCCCUGGUGGGUACAUCCUCCUCCUCUCGGCCGCGCCUCAAGAAGAAGCAGAAGAUGCUCAAUAUUGCCAAAAAGAUCCUGCGCUUUAAGAAGGAGGUGCCCAUCCUUCAGGCUAAGGAGCCCCCUCCCUCAGUGCUGGAGGCGGACCUCACAGAAUUUGAUGUGGCCAACUCCCACCUCCCUUCCGAGGUGCUCUACAUGCUCAAAAAUGUCCGUGUGCUGGGUCACUUUGAGAAGCCCCUCUUCCUGGAGCUGUGUAAACACAUGGUGUUUCUGCAGUUCCAACAAGGGGAGUACGUCUUCAGGCCAGGCCAGCCUGACAGCAGCAUCUACGUGGUGCAGGACGGAAAACUAGAAUUGUGCCUUACUGGAACGGAUGGCAAAGAGAGUGUGGUGAAGGAGGUUUUCCCAGGAGACAGCGUCCACAGCCUCCUCAGCAUCCUGGAUGUCAUCACAGGCCACCAGAAGCCUUACAAAACGGUGUCAGCACGGGUCGUAGAGGUUUCCACUGUCCUCCGUUUACCUGUAGAGGCCUUCCUCGCUAUAUUUGAGAAGUACCCUGAGAGCCUCGUGCGCGUAGUACAGAUUAUCAUGGUUCGUCUCCAAAGAGUAACAGUCCUAGCACUGCACAACUAUCUGGGACUCACCAAUGAGCUCUUCAGCCAUGAAAUGCAUCCCUCACGUCUGCCACCUCCGUCACCCCACCCGACUCGCACCAGUCCCAUCCGCCAUGGCAAGCGCUUUGGCAGCCUGACAGUGACUGAGGAGCAAAGAGAAGCUGCCAUUAGGGGAGAAGCUGCAGGAGGAGAACCGGGGAAGGAUGGAGCAACUGUGCCAACUCUUAGCAGGACCAUCUCCAUGCCUGUGGACAUCGCUGGUAUGCAGAAAAGCCUGAGGUCAGACUUUGACAUGGCGUACGAACGGGGACGGAUCUCAGUCUCUGCAGAGGAUGGCAACACUCCUCCCAGCUUUACUCGGCAGGAGGUUCUCUGCAAAGACGCGUCCGCAACAGCAACAAAUCCACUGCAUAAUUUAGGCGAGACAUGGAGCAGCCGGGUGGAGCCGACAGAGUCUGUGUCCCAGGAACAGCGGGAGAGGAGGGUGACAGUAGAUGAAGCUCCCUCGGGGAUCUACCUGUAUCCAGAAGAAGAUCCGGGAGUGGACAGUAUUUUCACACCGUUAACCAGUCGAUCCAGUGGUGCUCUGUUUGAGGACGCUCAGAAGGAGGUCCUCAAGCUCAUGAAGAUUGAGGACCCUUCUUUGUUGAAUGGAAGAGUGACUCUGCACCAUGCAAAAGCUGGAGCUGUCUUAGCCAGACAGGGAGACCAGGACGUGAGUCUGCACUUUGUUCUGUCAGGCUGUCUGCACGUCUACCAGCGGAUGAUCAACAAGCAGGAGGCUGUGUGCUUGUUUGUGACUCACCCGGGGGAGAUGGUGGGCCAACUGGCCGUGCUCACCGGAGAACCCCUCAUCUUCACCAUCAAGGCUGUCAGAGACUGCACUUACCUCAAGAUUUCAAAAUCGGAUUUCUACGAGAUCAUGAGGGAACAGCCCAGCGUUGUGCUGAGUGCAGCCCACACAGUCGCCAUUCGCAUGUCUCCUUUUGUCAGGCAGAUGGACUUUGCUAUUGACUGGAUGGCUGUGGAGGCUGGCAGAGCCCUCUACAGACAGGACGACCGAUCAGACUGCACCUACAUCGUACUCAACGGACGUCUGCGUUCAGUCAUCCGAAAAGCAAAUGGCAAGAAAGAGCUCGUUGGGGAAUACGGCAGAGGAGACCUCAUUGGAGUGGUGGAGGCAUUGGCCAGGCAGCCUAGAGCCACCACUGUCCAUGCUGUGAGAGACACGGAGCUGGUCAAGCUGCCGGAGGGAACACUGAACAACAUCAAAAGGCGAUAUCCACAGGUCGUGACAAGGUUGAUCCACUUACUAGGCCAGAAGAUCCUGGGGAACCUGCAGCAGGGCCGAGGGCCGUUCUCAGGCUCCGCUCUGAGUCUGCCCAGUAUGACCACUAGUGCAGACGUAACCAACCCUGCCAGCAACCUCUCCACUGUGGCUGUGCUGCCUGUGUGUGAUGAGGUGCCCAUCAACGCGUUCAACCUGGAGCUCAGCCAUGCCCUCAGUGCCAUUGGGCCCACUCUGCUGUUAACCAGUGAAAUUAUCAGAGAACGUUUGGGGGCCUCUGCUUUGGACAGUAUCCACGAGUACCGUCUGUCCGGCUGGCUGGCCCAGCAGGAGGACAUCAAUCGGAUCGUCCUGUACCAGACUGACAACACCAUGACCCCGUGGACGCAGCGCUGCAUCCGCCAGGCUGACUGUAUCCUCAUUGUUGGCCUGGGGGACCAAGAACCCGCCCUGGGACAGUUGGAGCAGAUGCUGGAGAACACAGCAGUCCGUGCACUGAAGCAGCUGAUCCUGCUGCACAAAGAGGACGGGCCGGGCCCCUCGAGGACGGUGGAGUGGCUCAACAUGCGCAGCUGGUGCUCUGGGCAUCUUCACCUCAAGUGUCCCCGUCGGGUCUUCUCCAGACGCAGCCCCAGCAAACUGCGGGAUGUUUACGAGAAGGUGUUUGAGAAGACGGCAGACAGGCACAGUGAUUUCUCUCGGCUGGCCCGAGUCCUGACUGGAAACAGCAUCGCCCUGGUGCUGGGAGGAGGUGGAGCCAGAGGCUGCUCUCACGUUGGAGUUAUCAAAGCUAUGGAGGAGGCGGGGAUUCCUAUUGACAUAGUGGGUGGGACCUCUAUCGGCUCAUUCAUUGGUGCACUGUACGCUGAAGAGAGGAGUGCCGUCAGAACCAAACAGAGAGCCAGAGAGUGGUCCAAGGCAAUGAACUCUGUUUUUAAAACAGUCCUGGACCUGACCUACCCCAUCACCUCCAUGUUCUCUGGCUCUGCAUUCAACACCAGCAUCUAUAAAGUGUUCCAGGACAAACAAGCUGAGGACCUGUGGCUGCCAUACUUCAAUGUCACCACUGACAUCACUGCCUCCGCCAUGCGUGUUCAUCAGGAUGGCUCUCUGUGGCGCUAUGUGCGGGCGAGCAUGACCCUCUCAGGGUACCUGCCGCCUCUCUGCGACCCCAAAGAUGGCAACUUGCUAAUGGACGGUGGCUACAUCAACAAUCUGCCAGCGGACAUUGCGAGGAACAUGGGAGCCAGAACCGUCAUUGCCAUUGACGUGGGGAGCCAAGAUGAGACUGACCUCUGUAACUAUGGCGACAGCCUGUCCGGCUGGUGGUUGCUCUGGAAACGGAUCAAUCCCUGGGCAGAGAAAGUAAAGGUGCCAGACAUGGCAGAGAUCCAGUCUCGGCUGGCGUAUGUGUCCUGUGUGCGACAGUUAGAGGUGGUGAAGAAGAGUGCCUACUGCGAGUACAUCAGACCGCCCAUCGACCGCUUCAAGACCAUGGACUUUGGAAAGUUUGAUGAGAUCUAUGAUGUGGGCUUCCAGCAUGGCAAGCUGGUGUUCACUGGCUGGGCCCGAGGGGACAUCAUCGAGAACAUGCUGAAGGACCACCACUCAGCGGACUACAACAAUAGCAAGAGGACUGACUCCUGCACGUGUCCAGCAGCUGACUUCACUGACCUUGCAGAAAUUGUGUCCAGGAUAGAGCCGGUCCAAACCUAUGUAGCUGCAGAUGCAGAGGAAUCGGACUGUCUGACGGAGUACGAGGAAGACGGGAUGGACACGGUGAGAGAGGAGGAGGGUGAGGAAGAGGAGGAAGAGGCAGAGGACCUUGACGACCACUCCCCUGGAGAGUGGGGGCAGAAUGGAGUCUUCCAGAGUGAUGAGGAGAAAUCUGUGAGGCAACGCAGGAAGCUCACCAGUGACACCUCGGAAGUGUCAGACUGCUGACAGAGGGCCGCUGAGAAGUAGAAGGAGAUUAACCAAGAACAAGGGACAAAUCACAGGCUCAUGCAUCGUCAAGGCUACAGGACGCUGCUCCUGCGACUCCUGAAACUCUGAACUACUGUUUUUGCUAUUCUGUAGAGGAUCCCAGUGGAUUCUCUAAUCUGUUGAACCUUAAUUUCAUCAAGUCCGGGAUUGGCAUCAUCUGUCGCAUUCUGACCACCGGGUCAGAGAGAUCCUCCAAAUGAGGAACGGUUGUCGAAGAAUUGGCCACUCUGUGUUUUUCACAUCACUUCUACAUCAACCUGACCUGUUGUCAGAAUCCCUGCCUGCCAAAAGGUGAACUCCCACAGCGACCAACUCGACCGAUCCACUUCCAGUUCCCUUCUUCAGAUCGCCUGCACGUUCCAUCUGCAUCUUUGAAUCGUCAUGUGCAUCUCUAGACUUACAGCUGUGUUGCACUUGAUUGUAAUUCACAAUCCAUUCAUUUCUAUUGUGGGGCGUGUGUUUUUCUUGUGCGUUGGAAUGACUGGUACACAAACAAAGCUGUGACUUGAUGAAAUGGGAGCAGGGCACUGAAAAGAAAAGUAAGAAAGUCGUGCAGUUGAACUGUAGUUAGUAAGUUAGGUAAGUUUAGCAUAGAUGUGAAGCGGGGAGUUUAGUAGGGGAAGUUAUAGGAGGACCAGUUCUCCAUGUAGCCACCAGGGUAGAGUUUAAUAUGAAUGUACAGAGGCUGGACCAGUGUUUGGAAGCAGGAGGAAGGGGUUGAUUCAUAUUUAAAGAGAAAGAUGUUUUAAUUUAAUUUGUAGAAAGUUUUGAAAAGUGGGUUUAUGGAAAUAAAGAGAUGGAGGUGUGCCGACUAGAAAAGAGACGAACCAGUGAUAUCUACUGUAAAAUGUGGAGAGAAUGUGAGACACAGCGUCUGGGUGCUUGAAAUCGUAGGUUUCUGCUGUUUUAGAUGAUGCCAGAUAAAGACGAUGCCUUUUCGACCAGUGUUCGAUGAACUGUGACUGCGGAGAAGAGGGCGAGCAUUCGACCGACACGCCACCGGCCUCCGCUCGCACAAGGUCACACGUACAGGACUCGGAGCUCCUGUGUGCAACACGAUAUCUAUGACGAAGAAAAGACAAUCUCCAAAACCACUGCAAGAGAUUAUUGUCAUCCUGACGUGGAUACGCAGAAUUCUCGAGUGAUCCUGAACUCCAAAUGGACUAAACUUCACCUCAUGUAAUUAUAAAAAACACUUCAUUAAUAGGGACCUAAUGUAGAAAUUGUAACAAGAUUAUAUAAUAUUAUUCACAGUGUUAAUAUUAAUAUAUGUAUAUGAAGUGCACAUUUGUAAAUCAAGGCUUUGCUGCGAAACAAGGGAACCUAAUUAAAAAAAAAAGGUUUCCUCUCAGAAAAUCCAUCCUGUUUUUAUGGAUGGUCCAGAUCAGCUUUGUGCUUUUCGUUUAUAAAUCUCAACUACUGGCUUUUAAAAGAUGUUUUUUUUUUUUUUUAAGAUUUGGGGGUGGGGGCUCUCCUAUUUCAAUUAACCAGGCUUUAGCUGUUUUGCACUGAAACAUUUGAAGUACUCCUUGCUCAGAAGAUGUUUGGUUUAGCAAUUGCCAUCCAACUUGAUAUGCCAAGGGAAUCUAAAAGAAAAGUGAUGCUAAUGUAACAUGCAUAUUGGAAAAUAAAUAUUAUAUGCAUCAUG